UCAGUUGUUUACAUUGAUAAACCUGCUUGUGUUUAUCAUUUAUAAUUACUUUAAAUAUGGUUUAAAAAAGAGGUAAUUUGUGAGUGUGUUCAAUAUUUGGAUAAAAGUGUUUAUUAAAUGAUUACAAAUAAGUGUUUUAAGCGAAACAGAACAAUAAAGGCGAUUUAACUUAAACAAGGAAGUAAUUUGCUUCUAAAUACAAUGCAGGGAUACAUGUACUUGAAUGACGAUGUAGUGAUGACUAUGAACCAAUAGAUCGACCCAAAACAAUAACUCAAAUUAACUCUCGCAUAAAAGAACGUUUUGGUUUAACUCAAUAUAUGUUGAACCUUCAUAAUCAUAUGACAUGGCAUCAAAGCAGAUUCAGUGUGAAAUGUGCGGUAAUGAAAAUGCAGUUGGAUAUUGCAAAAGUUGCGGAUACGUUGGUGAAACUUGUGCAGAUAUUCACAAGACAGUAAAUGUUUUUCAAACGCAUACUGUCAUUAUGCACGAGGCUGUUAAAAUGCAUGAGGAUGGUACAGAAAAUCCAAAUGAUAUAUUGCGGGACAUCACAGAAGAAAGAUGUAAGCAGCAUCUGACAGAAAAGGCGAUAUUUCUUUGUAAAAUUCAUGAUUCCACGAUUUGUGGCCGAUGUCUUCAUUCGGAACAUCGUUCUUGCGUAGAAGAAGUCGUUGACUUGUUGCAUGAAGUAGUUAACAUUGACUGCGAGAAAGUCAACACAAUGAAGUCAUUAUUGAUGGAAAUAAAAAAUGAGAUUCUGCUUUUGAAAAAUGAAGCAGAACACAGUAAGGAGAAUUGCAAUAAAAACGCUGAUAAAUGUGUGCAAGAAUGUAUGGGACUUGGAAAUAAAAUUAAACAACGUGUAGAUGAAUUGACAAGUGGCACUAGAAACGGAAUAACGAAGAAACAUAACGAAAACUUGACCACUCAUUCGCAUAUCACUAAAAUGUGUGAUGAGAAAACCAAGUGGUGUCAUGAUGCAGAAAGUAAAAUUGAUAGUUUUGUUGAUAAAAAUAUGGCUGGACACCUGUAUCUAAUGAACAGACAUUUUGAGAAAGAGGUUUCGGACGUCAGAUCCCACCUUAAAGAAUUCAAACACAAACAUACUUUUAAAGAGUUUGGCUUUAAGGAAAACGAUGUUAUACUAGAAUGCCUGUUUCAGGAUUUGGAGGAGGUUUGUGAACAACAAGAAGAAGUUAAUGGGAGCGACGAUGGAAAUGCGAACGAUGUUGUCGCAUCCACCACAAAAAUUAACAAGACUCGGCGGGAGUUCACCUUACUGUUAAGUCAAGUCAAGCAAGAUUUAGAUCAGUCAGAAAAGGCAAGGAAUGCACUUUGUGAUGAGCUGAAACAAGUGAAACAAGACAAAGAUAAUUCAGAAAAGAAAAGACAGAUACUCGAACAAGAAAUACUGAAAGCGAAACAGGGCAUAGAGGAAUUUGAAAAGACAAGGAAGGGGUUUGAACAAGAGUUACUGAAGGCGAAACAGUGUAUAGAGAAAUAUGAAAAGGAAAGAGCAGAAGUCAAGGCACAUGGUUCACAAAUCAAAGACAGAAUUAACUGGACUCAACCAACGGGAACUGUUAAUGUCACGUACGACUUCGUUGGAAUUAAAUUAGUAUUCACAUUUCCGGAUGGCAUUCAGACGGCGCAUCAUCCGUGCCCGGGAAGCUCGUAUAAAGGCCAUACGUUCAAAGGAUACUUGAGGACCGGCACUAAGGGUGAGCUGCUAUGUAGGAUGUUAAAGGCGGCGUUCAGGAAAGGGCUGAUGUUCAACUUGGGAAAGGAAGGAAAGGUUGUCCUGGAUGGCAUUUCAUUGUAUGAAGGAUUAGUGUAUAAUUACCGAUGGUUGAAGUCAUACAAUGUAUACACAGAUACAUUGAAAGCGGAGCUAUCAGCCAAAGGUAUCACAGAGGCGAAUAUAGAUCAGACGGAGGAGCUGUACGAGACAUAGACAGUUGACGGUCGGUAACUUGCAUCAGUGUUAUGUUGUCGAAACACCCACUGCAAAGGAUUAUGGCAUAUAUUAAAAAGGUGCAUGUUGUUAUUGUAUAUAGAUUGUGUAUAACAUGAUAUGCCAAUCUAGAUUCGAUCUCCCAAAAAUCGAAAUUGCUUUGUGCAUUUAGUGAACUUUGUUUUGAAAUGCUUGUCGAAAAGAGGGAGAGUUGAUUUAAAACUGAACUCUUCAUUACGGCAUCGAUUUCUUUCUAUUAACUGUUUUGUCAUGUUUACAUAAGAUAUACAAAUAAUUAUUACUUUACUACCAACUACAUGAGUCUUUUUAUGAAAACUUAAUCGAACUUUUUUUUUAUUAAAUAUCAUCUUUUAGAAAUUAAAUCAAUAUAUGUAAUAUAUGUAAUAUAUACGUUUUUGGCUAUUUGCAUGUAGGCUAUUAUUAUAAAGUGUAUUAAAAUUAGUCAGAUCGUGACAGUAUUUUGUUCAUCUAGACAAUUUUGUUUCUCAAUGUCUCAAUAUUGUAUAAUUGAUGUAGUUUUCAUAUCGUUUUAUAUUUUAUAGAAUUAAAUGUGAUAUCCAGUAACAUGAUGAGUAUUUCUACAUGUAUACAUAUAUACAUAUACAUAUUACUUUAAGCACUGUAGUACAUUAAAUAUGGUUAAUUAUUUCAAGUUCAAAUGUGCUCGAAGCUGCGCUGAGUUAUAGUAUGCGGUAUAAGCGGAAUUUACAGACGAAAGAAUAACAGAGACGAAUGUAUAACUUGAAUAUUAAAAACAAACGUUCAUGGUCGUCUGUCUAUUGUCCAUGGUCGUCUGUGGAUUAAUUUAUUAUUAAAGUAUAAUUGUUAAAAAUAUUUAACGUAUUGUAAUGUUUAAAACGUGUUAUAAAGGAUAUUUAAGGGAGAUGUUUAUCUAAAGAUGUUCUAAAAUCAAAUCAGAUAAUAUUUAUUGUUUUAAAUCGAAAUUACAAUUUAUUACUCUUUAUGAUUUUUUUUUGUCAUUAAAUACACUUUCAGAUAAGUUAUAUUCCAUAAGAUGAUAAACAUGGAAGCUAUAUGACAGACAUAUUGGCUAAGCGUGAACCAUGUUUAUAAUGUUAAUCGUCAUAUAUCAUUUGUUUUGAUCACAUUUUGUUCAUACUGAAUUUUAUGAUUUCAAAUUGCUUUGUUAAUGUAAUUAAUUUUAAUAACAUUGUCAAUCCACUAUAUGUACUUCUUAGACAUUUUAGACACUUGUUUUGUGCGGCUGUUUUAGGAUGCUCUGUUGUCUGUCCCUCGUUAAAUGUCAGUUAGAAAUGACCAGUUUGCAUCUAAGUCAUGAAAAUAUUUUAUAUCAUAUUUCUCCGAGUCCGGAUAGAAAAAUGCGAACCGAGGACCCACGCGUGAGCUGGUUUCGAGGCUACACUCAGCGUUUUUUUCCGUGCGAGUAAAACAUUAUAUAUAUUUAUUACAUACCUACAAUUACCAAUGUGUGGAAAAACAGACGUAGAUAACUCAUGUGUGUAAACGUUUACUGAAAAAGCGCGAGUGUUGUUGCUUACUGAAAUGAUGACGUGUAGUGAUUUCGGAUCACUGUUCACGUAAAAAUAGUUCCAAAAGUGCGUUAGGAUAAUCUAUUUCAUUUUUAAAUAUAAAUCUUGCUUAAUAUAUAUGAAGAUGUGCUUUAUUGAAAACGGUAUGUACUUUUCAUUAAACUUUAAAUAAAAUAAAAGAAGUCUGAUACCUACCUAUAUAGAAUAUAUAAUUAAAUACAACUAUAUCUUAUAGGUUUAUAUUGUUCUGAUAAGAAUGCUCACAUUUUAAUAAAGCAGCAAUAAAUGGUCAUGAAACAGAUACAAACAUGCAAUACUUUAUCUAUGACAAUGUUCAAAAUUGCAAUACAACAUACUUAAAUCAUCCCCAACAACAUUAACACAUCGCACCAAAGCGAAAUGUUCACAUAAGAAAUAAAAUCAAGCUUAUCAUUUGUUUAGAAUUCAGUAAAAUAUGAAACGCUUUUUUUCCAUGGGGGUUAAGCCAAUCUUUUGAAUGCUCGACCUUAACAAACUCGUACAUAAUGUGCUAGUUUGUUUUAUUUACGUUAGCAUUCGGAUGAAGAAAAUUACGAUUUAAUGCCCUACCGAGUCAUAAAUGUGUUGACGUAUUUGGUACCAAUAACGCCCUUGACAGGCGCUUGGUAUUAUUAUGUUUAUUUAAAGAUGCACCCGUACUACCGAAUAAAAUUUACCACAACUUCUACUAUUGUUUUUCAUAUACUAAAAAUGAUGAAUCAGGUCGUUCUUUAGAAGGACACCGAGUUUAAUUUAAAAGAAAGUAGCAGAAAACACAAUAUUUCUCAUGAGACGAUGGUAGAUCAUAGUUCAUCUUUUAGCACUCACCAUCAUUUAUUUGUUUGUUUGCGUUUUCAGCUAUUGAAUACACGAUUACAAUCAUUUUAUCAGUAAUUAUUAUUAUCCAUCAAUGCAGUAUUUGGUAAGUAUUUAAAGGUUUAUCACUCAUGUUUGUUAUACACGUGAAUGUAUUAAAUUUGAAUAAGAGUGUCCCUUUAAGUCAAAGUGAGGUUGUGUGCAUACAGGUGAGCGUAAACCCUUAAAUAGUUUAUCUCUCAUUGACCGUUUUAGGUCGGUAAUUGUAACUGGUAUAAAUAAAUAUUUGUCAUGCCUCUUUGUUCCAACUGUGUUGUUUGUGUAUUUUGGGUCCUAGCGCUUUGCAACUAAAGACAAUUGUUACUUAAGUGUUUGACUACCGGGCUUGACCAUGCAGUUUCCAUUGUAUUUGAAAAAAAUGAUCAAAAUUUUGUAUUUAGUACAACCCGCAGUAGUCAUAAACUGAAUACAAAUUUAAAGAUAAGAUACGUCACAGGUUAGAGCGAUAUUAGUUCUUACAUUUUCAGCGAUAUUGUGUGAAGCAAUGUGUUUUUAUGUAAAAUAAAUCAUUAAAACUUAGAGCAAUACAGGUAUUAACAUGCAUAUCACUUGCAACCGUUAGUGCAUACGUUAAUUAUCUAGGUAAUGAUAUUUUGUGCAUUCGUAAGCCUAUAUCGUUUAACGUUAGGUGUUCUAUACCUUUAUCAUCUACGACCAAUCAUAGUACUGCAAUAAACAGUUUGGAAGUGAUACUAGUAAAUGAUUGUGAGGUAAAUGUAAUACAAACGUGAUAAACUGUGUUAAUCAAAACAAAAGUAAUGCUAUGCAGUUUAAUACGAUAUAUAUGAAUUGUAUAUACACGAACGUUUCAUGUAAAAUCUUAUAUUGUCGUAUUCUAUCUUACAAUGAAACAGUUUUGUUUUGAAAGAACUGCAAGUAUCCAUUGCAAUCGUAUAAUACCAUGCUAUUGUAUUCAAUGUGUAGCCGUAUCAUACUACAAUCUCUGAAUGUUAAAAAUUGUCAUACUUGUAUUAGUCGAUAUCAUAUCUGUAUUUUAAAUUUACAUAUUAAUCGGAAAAUAAAGACGGACAUAGAAUGCAUGUUU
This is a messenger RNA of Mya arenaria, 5425 nucleotides long. RefSeq lists its product as uncharacterized. Bases 347 to 1954 code for a protein of 535 amino acids. The record is from RefSeq and is a predicted model, not a curated record. Gene Ontology annotation, biological process: Notch signaling pathway; protein ubiquitination. The transcript is spliced from 10 exons. Lineage: Eukaryota; Metazoa; Mollusca; Bivalvia; Myida; Myidae. Gene Ontology annotation, molecular function: zinc ion binding.